UUGUAAACAUGGAGCCUCUUCUACUCAGUCGGGAAUGUACGAUUCUAGUCAUGGAGACGAUUAAGUGAUAUAAUCAACAUUACAUCCUGACAUCCUGUUGUCAAGAUAGCAUUUUAAAAAGAAACGUGUGAUAGAUGUAGCUUGCACCAAGUUGUUUUUCCCUGGAUGACAUACGUUAUCAUUAAAUACAUUAUCGAGUCCAAGAGUUCGAAACCGAAAGUACGUUUUCUAGGGAGCACCUGGCGGUGAGACAGAAACCGGUGGUCAAAAACAGUCGAUUCACUGAACAAACUUUAUUGUGACAAUGGCUACAUCCCAGCUAUUGUUAGAGUGUUUAAUAGCCGAUGGGUUUCCCAAGAAUCAGAAUACCAGCGAUGUGGCCAACUAUUUUAGGGCUACAACGGGAGUCCCAGCUGUAAGGUUGGCUCUUUUGCCUUCAGGACGGUGGGUUUUUCAAGUUUGUUCCCACUCUGAUAGAAAGAAAUGCCUAUAUAAAAGGACAUCAUGUUUGAAGUUUGAGGGCCAGAACUAUCUUAUAACACUUAAUCCACCACAAGUAGAGGAUAUCCCAGACAAGUGGUGGAGCGCUCCAGAACCUGAGGUGCCAGACUCUGGAAACCUGAAAUCUGUCUCAUCAGAUGAACUCUUUGAAAGUAGAAAUCCAAAUAAACAAUUUGUUCAAGUGGAAACUUCUGAAGCUACUGAUGGCUCUGUGAUGGAGCCUUACUCUACAUCUGGAGUGCAGUCCCAGAUGUUUCCAGAGUUAAAUCCAGAGUUAAGCGAAUCUCUGCAACAAGUCCACCCUGGGAAAACUUAUCAGUAUGGGAUGUAUCCAGAUUUAACACACCUCCAGCCUCAGCAUGUAUCCUACAUGUUGCAAAUGACUUCAACUUCAGGAGACAUCAGGAAGAGUGCAGGUGAAGAUGGAUAUGACUUCAGACAUGCAGGAGAAUUACCUGAACAUGAGGAAGGUGACCAAAAAGUAGCAUUUGCUGAUGCCAGCUUCCAAGGGCAAGACUUAAUCUCUUUUGACAACAAUCUUCACUCAGACUUUGAUGUGCUGAGCUUACCAUUAGAUUCUCUAAGCUCUGAACCACGUCGACAGUAUUUCCUGCGAGUAACAGAACUACCAAUUACAGCAAAUGAGCUGGACUUGCGAACAUAUUUUGAAGAUAGAAAAAAUGGCGGAGGUCCUGUUCUCAAAAUUGACCUCAGGGGUGGUGCAGGAGAAGCAGACAUCUAUUUUGAUGAUGAGAAUAUAAUCCAGCGUGUGAUGAAUAAAGCGCCACACCUGCUGAUGAACAAGAAAAUAAAGGUAGAGUUGGUAUCAGAGAGCAAGGAACAUGACAAGGCUCAAGAGUGUUGCAUUGUUGAGGUCCGAAGUGUUCCAGAUGAAGUGAUGAAAGAAAUGUGUCUCUUGUACUUUGAAAACCCUUCAAAAGGGGGUGGAGACAUAGAAGACUCAAACUGGAAUGAAGAGGAAAAAGUUUUGUACAUCACUUUUGUGGAUGCAGCAGUUGCCAAGCAGGUGACCACAAGGGGACACACAGUUGGCGGGAAGGUGCUCGAAGUCACACUUUACACCCCACCACCUGUUGUGGAGGACAAGGGGCAGUGCACUUUAGAAGUGAGGGGAUUUGAUCCCCAGAAACUUGAGCUAUACCAGCUGUACUUUGAGAAUCCCAGAAAAGUUGCUGGCACAGUAACCAACUUUCAAGUUAGUGAGGACAAUGAUGUGAUUUAUAUCACCUUCCAAACACCAGAAGAAGCUGAACAGGUUGCUAAGGGAACACACAAAGUAGGAGGUAAAGAACUUCAAGUGAGCCUUGCUCCCAAAGAAGAUCCCUUGACUUCUCAACCUUGCACAAUCAAGAUCACAAAAGGUGAUCUUCAGCAGCUUGAACUAUACUCUCUGUAUUUUGAAAACCCAAAGAAGAGUGGCGGUGGUAUCAUCAAAGAGACACGAGUGGAUGAAAAGGAUCAUGCAGUCUACAUCACAUUUGAGGAUCCAGAAACUGCUAGCAUGGUUUGCAACAGAACACAUCAUGUUGGUAACCGUGAUCUUGAAGUCACUCUGUAUGUUCCUGAAAAAACAAUGAGACCGAAGUCAGUAGAAGAAAAGACUGUCAAAAAGCAGGAAUGUCAAGAAGAACCUCUGAGAACAGUUGAAGUUAAUGUUGGUGACAACAUACAAAGUGAAGACACCUACAUAUUUUACUUUGAGGCAAAGAGGCAUGGAGGAGGUGAUGUGGAAAAAGUGGAGAUCGAUCGAGAGAAAGGACUUGUCUGUGUCACCUUUGUGAAGCCAGAAGUGGCAGAACGCGUGGCAAGUCAACAACAUAAAAUUGCUGGUCAACCUGUGGAAGUGACCCUGUAUGUACCCCCAAUACCCAAACCUCCAUACCCAGACAAGCUGCUGUUCCACAAUGUGGCAGAGAGCACAACACGUGACUGUCUGGCCAUGUACCUGGAGCGGAUAACUGGACAGGAACCAACUGACCUGAUUUAUGCUGAUGAGGUUGGAAAUGUCCUUGCUGUAUUUGAUGAAGACCCAGACUUCUCAAAGGUGCAAGAAAUGUGUCGACAAAAAAAACUGGAAGGGAGACAGAUCUCAGUGUCAAAGGUUCCCAUCUCAAACUGCGUGCUUGUGGAGAACUUAAACAAAAAUACAACAGAGGACACCCUUUUAUUUUACUUUGAGGGCAAGCGAAGUGGUGGUGGUCCCGUGGAGAAAGUGACCAUUGACCAUGAAAAUGGCAGGUGUCUGGUUUUCUUUGAGAACUAUGAAGUGAUUGAGAGUAUCCUAGCUAAGUCCCACACACUGGAUGGAAGUAAGCUCACAGUUAAGCGUUACAUGGAGUGUCUUGGACCAUCUGGGGGCAGUAGGGAUGCCACUACCUUUACGCUGCCCAAACCUGUGGAAUUUAAAGAUGUGGAUAAAUACAAAGUAGCAUUCAUUCGGCAGUCAGCUACAUUACAAGCAGGACUGACCCUGAAGCUGAAAGAUUUGCAUGCUAACCCAAAGUUUUCAGACAACAUGUUGUCUGCAGAAUGUACCUUGACAACAUCAGUUCAGCAUGCACGUGUGCUGGCUCGUACCUGGACCAAUGAUGUUCAACAGGCUGUUGAAUCCAUGUACAGCAUGAUUGUCGUUCUUCGUCAAGAGGUGAUGCAGGAGAUUUGGGAUGAGACAGAAAAAUCUGUAACUACCAUCAAGCCAGCCAGCCGGGAUUCAGCAGUCAUAUUUACAUUGUCUGAAGAAAAGGCAUUUAUUGUAGUGGGCAUGAAGAGCAUGGCUGAUGAUCUUAUGAAGCAAGUGAAACACAUUGUCACCCAGAAGGAAGAAGAAGCUGAGCGUAAAAAGCAGGAAAUCACAGAGACCAACAAAAAUCUUAAACUCUUCCAGCUUCGUCUUUUGGCAGCCUUUUCUUUCCCGAGUGAAGCAGCCAAACGACAUCCAGGACUUAAGGUAGAUAUUCGCACAGCAAAAGGGGAGAUCAGCUACCAUGGCUUGCUCAGAGAUGUGAAAGAGGCUCAGGUUGAGAUGUAUGAGCUCCUGCAGUCAGUCAAGUCUGAUAAACUCACCAACAUGAGCAACCUGCAGAAAAGUCUUUUGGGCACCAAAGAAACACGGGAUUAUGUUAUUCACAAGUUUAAGACUGAGAAAAUUGUGGCAGUUUGGGAUGUGGACAGUCAGGGAGAGGUAGCUGUCUACUGUUUCUCUGACAAGUACCUUGUGAAUGCUAUUCACAUCAUGCAGAAGUCUGUUGUACAACACCAGCGCCCUCUUGAACCUGAGACAGCUGAUCUACUGAUGUCAUCUGAAUGGAACCAGUUUGUGGGUAAAAUAACUGGUGACCAUACUGGUGUCUUGAAAAUUGUUCCCAUGCAUAAUGGCCAUCAGCUGUUUAUAGCUGGCACAGACAACAUAAUGCAUGCAGUAAUAGAGGAGACAGAGCGAUUCCUAAAAGAGAACACCAUCUACAUGCUGAGCUGCCACUUUUUUCCAAGUCUCCAGUUUUUUGUUGUCAAUUAUUGGCGGGCCAGGGUAAUCGGUCUAAGCAACAAUUUACGAGCUUACAAAGUGGAAUUGACUGUAGAUGAAUCUGGGCAGGAGUUUCAGAUCCGUGGAACUCAAAUGGGAUUAGAUUUAAUGACAAAAAAUCUGGAACAAGUAGGUUCAGAGGUCAAGUGUCACAGAGAAACUCUGACAGAACAAGCCAAGGUUAAAUUUCUGUCAUCUCCAGACUGUGAGAAGGAGUUGGAGAAACUUGGCCGCAGCGUUCAGUGUGUCUUUUCUUUGAGAGAGGAACCUUCCACUUUGACGAUAAAGGUGUCCAGAAGUACUCCCAGGAUUGGCGAUGAAGCUCCCUCAGAAGAAAAAUCAGCAAUCACUGUGCAGCUGCCAGGUGGUGUUACUAUAAUGGCUGUACAUGGAGACAUAACUAAGUUGCCUGUGGAAGUUAUUGUUAAUGCAGCUAACAGUCGUCUGGACCAUAUUGGAGGCUUGGCAAAGGAUAUAGCUAACAAAGGUGGCAAGGAUAUACAAGAUGAAUGCAAUCGUUAUAUGAGAGCACGUGGAACAGACCUCCGAGAGGGAGAUACCUUCAGGUCUGGACCAGGAACGCUGUCAUGUAAAGCGAUUAUACACGCUGUGGGGCCCAUGUACAGAGGUGGCAAAAGUGGAGAGGAGGAAUGUCUCCACGAUCUGGUGGUCAAAUGCUUGGAGGGUGCAAACGCUACUGGCUUCAGCUCCAUUGCAAUCCCUGCUCUGAGUGCAGGAAUUUUUGGUUAUCCAGCAGAUGAAGCUACACGUGUCAUCACAGAGGGUGUCAGGACCUACUUGAAUGGACACAUGCGAAACAAUAAUUUGCAGCAAGUGUACCUGUGCGGCUUUACUGCAGACAUUGUUGACCACUUUGUGAGAGCCAUAAAGAAGCAUUUUCCGUCAUCUGCUACAAUCAAGCAAAAGCCAACGCCUUUUCCAAAGUCUAGAAACGCUCACCAGCCUAGGCCGGUGCAGAAUGCAGGAUUACAGUCAGCUGGCCAGAGAGUCAUAAGGAUAUCUGUUGUCGAAGGAGAAAUAGCCCAGCAGAAUACUGAUGUCAUUGUGAAUUCAACAUCUAAUGGCCUUGACUUGAAAAAUGGUGCUGUGUCAAGCUCCAUCUUGAGGGCUGCAGGCCAUGGUUUGCAGGAUGAAUGUAAACAAAAAUACCCAAAAGGUAUUGAAACUACAGAGAUAGCCUUUACCACAAGCCACAAUCUGAACUGUAAAGGGGUGCUGCAUCUGGCAUUGUGUAACUACAACAACUCCAACGCUGAACAGAUCCUGGGUCAGAUGGUAAUAAAGUGUCUGAAGGAGGUCACCAAGCAUAAUUACACAUCUAUUGCUUUUCCACCCUUGGGUUCUGGAAACCUUGGGUACCCUCUGGAUGUAGUUGCUGACACCAUGAUUGGAGCUAUAGAACAGUUUGAGAAGGAGACCCAUGGUUUCUCUGUAAGGGAAGUCAAAAUUAUUGUCUACAACAGCCCAGAUACUGUAAAGGCUUUCGCAUCCAGGGUUGGCACAUUUCAAGCAGGUGGUCGACAACAAAGUUCUCCCAAGGGACCCACUGGGCGUAGAGAGAAUCGUAAAUUUUCUGACACACCUUUUUCACAGCAAUCUGCCUCCUCAGCCUCUCAUCUACCAAAUGUAAAUGCAGAGUUUGACUUAGGAGACCUGCGUCUCAUAGUCAAGCAAGGCGACAUAACUGAAGAAAACGUAGAUGCCAUUAUCAACAGCACUAAUGAUUCACUAGAUCUCAGCAGAGGAGCUGUUUCCAGUGCACUGAGGCAAAAGUGUGGACCUGAGUUAGAAGCUGCAUGUAGGAAGGAAGUUGCAGAAAUGAAGAGGACUGGAAUAGUGUACACAAAAGUUAGACGUCAGCCUUUCAAAGCUGUCCUGCAUAUCGAUGCUAAUAGAUUUUCAAAUGACUGGAAAACUGGCAUACAGAACUUGCUGAAAACUGCAGACGGUCUUGGUAUGACCUCAAUUUCCACGCCUGCUCUAGGAACAGGUGCAGGUGGUUUAACACCAUCAAAAUCAGCUCGCGAUCUGAUGAAAGCACUCUGUGACUUUUGCAGUAGGAAACCACAAAAUUUGAAUGAAGUACGAAUAGUAAUGUUUGAGAAAUCAAUGAUACCUCAAACUAUUCAGGUUAUACAGGAUGUUGGUGAAAAACUGAGCAAGUCCAAAGAAGGGGUUCUUGGAUUUUUCAAAGCUCUCGCUGGAUUUGGUGGCCCCAGUCUCACACAGACCUACAACAGCCCUGUGGUGGAGGAGGCAAAGCUCUUUGUGUAUGGCGAAUCUGCUGAAAGCAUACGACAGGCUAUCAGACAUUUUGGUGAUCUUGUAAAGGAUAAGUUUACACGCAAGGAGAUUGUGGAUGAAAUAAUACCGAAUAUGAAUGAAGAUGAGCUGCAAAAGAUCAAGACUGCAGGGCAGUCACACAAUGUGGAAGUGAAGAUUCAACCCUUUGCAGGACGCAUCGUCAUUGAUGGGAUGCAUGCUGAUGUGUUUGAUGCAGCUAGUGAAAUCAACAAGCUCAUUCGUGAGGCUGAUCGCUACAGACAGCAGGCUCAACAAGCAUCCAUGCUGGCCAACAUGGUUCAGUGGUGUUAUCUGGAGGUGACACCGACAGGAACUGAGCAGAAAGAAUACAAAGAGCAUGAAAAUCAGAUAAUAGAGAUGGCAUACCAACAAAAGAAGAAGAUAGCAACAAUCAAAGAUUCAAGUGACGUAGAGUACAUCAUUGAUUUUGAUUCCAUGAAAGAGUAUCCAAAACAAGAUCCAAAUGACUCAGUUGCUGUGAUUAGGAAAGACAAGAUGAAAGAGUCUUCCUCAGGUGUCUUACCAGAGAACUGGACAAUACAGCCAGACAAAGAGAACCUGAAGCUGGUGAAGCUCAGUCCUCAAAAUUCUGAAUACCAGGAUGUGGAGAAUAAUUUUAGAUCAACACUGGGCGGGGCUGCAGUAACUGUUUUAUCUAUUGAGCGGAUUGAAAAUCCCACACAAUAUCGACAGUACAUGGCCAAAAAGGCUCACCUGGAGAAGCAGAACACAGGAAUCCAGAAUGAAAAAAUGCUGUGGCACGGCACAGCCUCUGAUGCUCUCUCUAACAUCAACCACUAUGGCUUUAAUCGCAGCUACUGCGGGAAGAAUGCCACAGUCUAUGGUCAAGGUGUCUACUUUGCAGUCAACUCUCAAUAUUCUGCACAUCCUACUUAUUCUCCACCUGACCCCAGUACAGGUCAGCGCUACAUGUACCAGUGCAAAGUUCUUGUGGGUCACCCAGUAGCAGGAAACAAUGCCAUGAGGUUUCUGCCAGCAAGAUCAGGACCUAUUCAGUAUGACUCAUCAACUGACAAUCUACGAAACCCUACUCUUUAUGCCAUUUUCAAUGACACUCAGGCCUACCCUGAAUAUCUGAUUACUUUCAGAUAAGUGUCUUUUAAAGGAAGAGGGAUGAUACCAUACGCUUGUUGAAUAAUAAUGCUUUGAGUUAGAACAUGAUGUGGGUUUCUCAAAAGUCAUGUAUAUUCAGGACGUGGUGCAAUGACCCUCUAAUUUUCAUAGAUGUGAACAGACUUGCUGUAUGAUUAGGAUCAGUUAAUUAUAAUUAAGAUGUGAUUUGCGUUUUUAAUAUUUAUCCUUGACUUGAAAUGUUUAUUAGGCUUGAGUAAGCCUAUUUCGCCAGUACUGAUUUUGUCCUGCCAGAAUCAAAUGCAUAUCAUUGCAUUAACUUUUACCAAGAAUAAGAUUUUAGUCAAAUUAUCCAUUCUACCCUUUCUGAACAUGCAAAGAAAGAAAACCUGCUGUUAAUUAUUGAUAACUUGUGAUGUCAAUAACCAUUUUGUCAUCUUUGAAUAAUCUUUUGUGGACAUUGUCCAGUCUGGAUAGGAAAUAAGUAAAUUUAACCUACCAGUAAAAAACCCAGACCUGUAACAGCGUAGUCUUCUAGACAUUCUACAGAUACCAUGGUUACUUGCUCCUCCCCUUGAGUCACCCUAUGACUAAGAGUGAAAUGCUUAUUCUCAUGUAAAACAAGAGAAAAUGUAACUGGAAAUGGUCUCUCAGUAGUGCAGACUAUUUGUUAUUCAGAUUUUUGCUUGUUUUGUCAUAAGUAAUUUUUCUUGCAAUUGCUGCUGUACUAUCAGUUUUGGUAAUCCAAAAAUUAAUCAACUCAUUUUAAUCAACCUCGCAUUCCAAGCAAAUGUUCCAGUCUUCCGAUUUUGUGUGUGUAUAUAUACACACAUAUACUAUAUACAUUAUGAUUACAAUACACAUUUGUUAUAUAAUCAUAAUUUUUUAAAAUUUAAUGAUUUUAAGUUUUCCUAUUUCUGUUACAUGAAACAAUUUAUGAUAAUCAGUACUUCAGUAGUUUUUUUGUUUUUGGUUGCACUCAAUUUUAUUUGUAUUUAAUGGGUGGUGCAUAUGCCCCCUUAAGAUUAAUCAAGUGUAAUCCAGCUUAUUCAACUCUUGGACAUUCUGCUUCUCCAUAUCCCUUAUAAAAUGUUUUUACUUCUAAGGUUGUCGUGUCCUCGCCACUUUCACAAAGAACCAAACCAAGAUGCAGGAACCAAAAUUUUAGUAACGCACUUCUUUUCCUUCACAUUUUUGAACAAAACAGAAUUCACUUAUCCUCUUCACUGAUAUCUUCUAUUGAACUAAAUUAUCUCGAAUACCAUCCCAUUUUUGUACCGUUGACAAGAUGAUAACCAAACUGGAGACUCCUGUGCAGUUCAAUCAUUUAUUUAGCCAGAGGACAUUAAAAAAAUUUAAUCUACCAUUGUGAUGACUGAUCUCCAAAUACAAUCUUGGUUAAGAGCAUUGCUUUACAUGUAUGUUUGCUGAAAUAAACAUAAUACAAACUUAA
Molecule: messenger RNA, 8915 nt
Organism: Pomacea canaliculata
Lineage: Eukaryota; Metazoa; Mollusca; Gastropoda; Architaenioglossa; Ampullariidae
Product: poly [ADP-ribose] polymerase 14-like
Exons: 27
Coding region: 305-7483 (2392 amino acids)
Biological process (GO): negative regulation of gene expression
Cellular component (GO): cytoplasm; nucleus
Molecular function (GO): transcription corepressor activity; RNA binding; NAD+ poly-ADP-ribosyltransferase activity
Source: RefSeq, a predicted model, not a curated record